This is a messenger RNA of Exophiala viscosa, 1629 nucleotides long. RefSeq names its product serine/threonine kinase 16. Lineage: Eukaryota; Fungi; Ascomycota; Eurotiomycetes; Chaetothyriales; Herpotrichiellaceae. The record is from RefSeq and is a predicted model, not a curated record. Gene Ontology annotation, biological process: transmembrane transport. Gene Ontology annotation, molecular function: transmembrane transporter activity. Gene Ontology annotation, cellular component: plasma membrane. The transcript is spliced from 6 exons. Bases 1 to 1629 code for a protein of 542 amino acids.
AUGACUGCACGCACUGUCAUCCCAGGCACUCUCCACCUUGUGGACUUGCAGCGUACUUUGGCUGUCAAGCAUGCAGAAGGAGACCUUGCUGAUGUAGUCUUGGUGCCUGCCCCGUCCAAUGACCCAGAUGACCCAUUGAAUUGGUCACCGCGACGCAAGCUGUUGUCGACGAUCUCGCUAUGUGUAUAUCUUUUGAUGAUUGGACUGGCGGUAUCCUGUGUUUACUCGAUAAUCGUGCCGAUCUCAGAAGAUACAGGUCUUACAGUCGCUAAUCUCAACUCUGGAACGGGCUACCAGUUUCUACUGAUGGGAUGGGGCUGCUUGCUAUGGCAGCCCACCGCGCAAACAUUUGGCAAACGACCUGUCUAUCUUCUUUCACUGCUGCUAUCCAUUGGCAUCACUGUAUCGGUACCCUACGUGAGGACUGCAGGUUCUUGGUGGGCGCUCAAGGUUCUUCAGGGGCUUUUGGCGGCUCCGAGUGAGUCUCUCGCGGAGAUCUCCAUAGCCGAUGUGUACUUUUCUCACCAGAGAGGCACGUACAUAGCGAUUUAUGCUUUGACCUUGUACACGGCUGGCUUCCUCGCCCCAGUGUUCUCUGGCUUUAUUAACGAUGGAAUGGGUUGGGAGUGGGUACAGUACUGGUGCGCCAUUUGGCUUGCGAUCGGAUUUGUGUUCUGCUUCUUUUUCCUGGAAGAGACCAACUACAACCGACAUUCGAUUCUCAAUGAGGAAGCACAAUUGGCCGAGGCUACUACUCAUGCACACACUGACGAAGAAGACAAGGCCUACAACGACAAGCCUGCUAUUGUGGAAGAAAACUAUGCUGCCCAAAUGCCGAGCCAUACCCAAUAUCAAAAGAAGAGCUACAUGGCCAAGCUCAAGGUCUUCGACAAAAGGAGACCUGUGCAGCAUUUCUUAUUCGGCGUGGUGCGACCACUCAAACUCAUGACAUUUCCUGUCAUUGCUUAUUGCGGUUUCAACUAUGGUGCUUCGCUGGUCUGGUAUAACGUCCUAAAUGCAACUUCGUCUCUCAUCCUCAGCGGCCCACCAUAUAAUUUCGCUCCUUCCAUGGUGGGAUUGACAUAUUUCUCACCUAUCAUCGGAACUUGCAUUGGCUCUUUCAUCUCUGGUAAGCUGGGUGACCGACUUGUCUUACGACUUGCCCGUCGAAACAAGGGCAUUUGGGAAUCGGAGCAGCGUCUGUGGCUUUACCUCCUGCUUGUUGUCGCCGUGCCGUGGUCAUUGAUUCAAUGGGGCGUGGGCGCAGCUCAUGGUAUUCACUGGUUCGGCCUGGUCUUUGCAAUGGGCGUCACCGGUGUGGCCUGCUCAGUCGGCGCUCAAUUGGCCAUAUCAUAUUGCAUAGACACCUACAAGGAUCUCGGCGCAGAUGCCAUUGUCAGCGUUAUAUGCAUUCGGAACACUAUGAGCUUCGCCGUUGGGUAUGGUGUAACCCCUUGGGUCGUCAAUCUGGGGUAUCAGAAUGCUUUUCUGGUGGCGGCAUUCGCAGGUCUUGCGCAAGUCCUCACUUUCCUCAUCUUCAUCAAAUGGGGCUCCAGAAUGAGGGCGGCAUCUGCUGAACGAUAUCGCCAGGAGGUUCAAAAGGCGGAGAAGUUGGGCAUUGCACAUUAG